This is a messenger RNA of Marmota monax (woodchuck), 8908 nucleotides long. RefSeq names its product leucine rich repeat containing 34 (gene Lrrc34). The transcript is spliced from 11 exons. Gene Ontology annotation, molecular function: protein binding. Lineage: Eukaryota; Metazoa; Chordata; Mammalia; Rodentia; Sciuridae. The record is from RefSeq and is a predicted model, not a curated record. The coding region runs from base 288 to 1667 and encodes 459 amino acids.
CUCGGCGAGCAGUUGCCAAGGCAAUAUCGCCGCCGCAGCGUUUAGAAGAGCACAGGAUGUCGAGUAGCCUGCAGGAGAACGUCGCCCAGGCGGUGGAGGCCGAUGAUACCCCAACUCCUACUCUCACCCCUAACCCCAACCCAGACUCGGCCUCCGCGAGCGAGAACGGUAAGAAGGAGGGUGCCGUUGUGCUCCCACCUGGCCCGGACGCAACGCGCGAGGGGCGGCGGUGUCGCACCGGCUGAUUCCUCGAGCAAGCUGCCUGCCCAAAGCGGCGCUGCUGGAGGAUGCCCUUGGGCAACCCAACUCUGGACCAGACUUUGCGGAGUCUCCAAACGCGGGCAGGAGAGAAGCCCAGACCGCCCGCGGUGUGCCCUGUGCGCUCCAGUCGCGUAGCUGCUUUCCGGGGUCUGAAGGAAGUUCCAGAAUCUAUUGCUGGGCUCCAGGAAUAUUAUUGUAAUCUGUGUUUGGAAAACUCCAAGAAAAUAAAUCCUUAUAUAUUGCAUGUACUCCAAGAAGUGGAUGAAGAUAUUAAAAAGGGAUUGGAAAAAAGAAUCACCUUAAACAUCGCGGGUAACAAUAGAUUAAUCCCAGUAGAAAGAGUAACAGAUGAAGAUUUUGGGAUUCUUUCCCAAAUUUUAGAGACUUGCCCAUAUAUUAAUGGUUUGGAUGUGAGAUAUAACGUUCUAAGUGAUGCUGGUGCAUACUAUGCUGCAAACCUGCUUGAGACACAGAGGUAUCUCAUUUACUUAAAUCUUAUGUUUAAUGAUAUUGGACCUGAAGGUGGAGAAUUGAUUGCUAAAGCACUUCAUAAGAAUACAACUUUGAAAUAUCUGCAAAUGACUGGAAAUAAGAUUGAAAAUAAAGGUGGAAUGUUUUUUGCUUCAAUGCUGCAAAUUAAUUCAUCCUUAGAGAAAUUAGAUCUGGGUGACUGUGACCUGGGAAUGCAAAAUGUGAUAGCAUUUGCAACAGUACUAACUCAAAACCAAGCAAUUAAAGGAAUAAACCUAAACCGACCUAUACUGUACGGGGAACAGGAAGAGUCCACUGUCCAUCUAGGCCACAUGUUGAAAGAAAACCACUGGCUUGUUGAACUACACAUAUGUAAGCAUGGUAUAAAAAACUGUGGUAUGCAGAAGUUAUGCGAUGCACUGUAUCUGAACAGAAGCCUGCGUUACCUUGAUAUCAGCUGCAAUAAAAUAACUCGUGACGGAAUGGAGUAUUUGGCUGAUGUUCUGAAAAGCAAUACCACCCUGGAAGUUUUAGAUCUUUCUUUUAACAGAAUAGAAAAUGCAGGAGCAAACUGUCUCAGUGAAACUCUUACUUUACACAACAGAAGUCUUAAAGUAUUAUCAGUAGUCAGCAACAAUAUAGAGGGAGAAGGACUUGUUGCACUUUCACAGUCAGUGAAAACAAAUCCCACAUUAUCUAAUAUCUACAUUUGGGGAAACAAAUUUGAUGAGGCCACAUGUGUGGCAUAUUCAGAUUUAAUUCAAAUGGGCCAUCUAAAACCAAACAAUACAGAUGUGGAGCCAUAUGUGGUGGAUGGACACGUGUAUCUUGCAGAAGUCUCCAACGGCCUUAAAAAGCAUUAUUACUGGACACCAACUCAUAGAGAUGCUAAUAGCCCCUCAUCUAGUGCAGAUUUUGCUGUGUUGUUUCAGUAGGUCCAUAUUUCUGAAAAGCAAGCUCUAAAAUAGUUUUCAUGUAAUUACUUCUGUUGGAUUUAUGUCCUAUUCUCUUUCAUAAAUUAGGUUACUUUUAUGAAAUAUGUAAAACUUUAUAUAGCUGUCAUUGUGAAAAACUGGGUAAUUUAAAAAAAAAUUUACAAUAUGAAGAUUAAAAUUUUAGGGCCGGGGACAUAGCUCAGUUGGUAGAGUGCUUGCUUCACAUGCAUAAGGCCCUGGGUUCAAUCCCCAGCACCACCAAAAAAAAAAAAAAAAAAAAAGACUAAAAUUUUAAUCCUGAAGAAACCAGAACUGUACUAAUUAUUUUUAUAAUGAAAAUAUAACCAAGUAGCGAAACAGGAUACAAAUAAAGGUCACUACAGAUACCUUAACUGAAAGUUGUUUACAAAAUGGUAGAAAGGGUUUCAGGUGACAAAUUCCCAGUGAAUUUAAAGGGUUUUCAAAGUUCAGAAGUUGAAAAAAUAUUCUAUGUAUGUAUCCUAUUUAGGUACAGAUAGAUGUUAAUAACUAUUUCAUAAAUACAGGCAUAUAAAUAUAUACCCUUUCCAAGGAAGUGAGUGCUGCUAGCUCCUCCAACCCUCCUCUCAUAGACAACUACUAUACUGACUUUUAAUACUACAGAGUCUUUCUGCCGAUUUUUUAUCUUUAUGUAAAUGGAAUCAUAUAAUCUUUUUGUGUCUGGCUUCUUUUAUUCAACAUUAUAUACAUGCAAUUCAUGUUGCUGAACGUACAGUAGUCCAUUUUUAAUUGUUUUGAAGUAUUCUAUCAUAUGCUUGGAAGUAGAAUAGUCUAAAGGAUUAUGAAAAGAUAUGGCCUUUCAGGCUAAGACACAGCCAUGUUAAAAGAAGUCUUUAGCAAUAUAGUUUGCUUUCUUAGGCUACUGUCUAUUCCUGUAUGGUAUGGAAUGGACCCACAAGUUCCUAUAUUUUUGGAGAGGGAGAUUUAUAAGAUAACUAAAGGGGAAGCAACGGGGCUCUCCUGAGCCUACUGUGGAAUGGCAUAUGUAAUAAACCUGCAGCCUGACCUACAUUAGACUGCUUGAGACAGUACUGCAGGUGGCAGAGCCUCAGAGAUUUCUCCACACCCAAGAGAACGGAGGUGAGGCCAGUUCAGCCAAGAACCACCAGGCUCUGACCGAGUUAGGAAAGACUUGAUCAUAUAUUUUUAAAAGCCACUGCUUAACUAUAUCAGAGGCCAGUAGGAUGCCCAAAGAAUGGAAGAGCUCAAGAUCCCUCACACUAAUGCCAUUAUGUCAUGUAAGCCCUCUCCAUACAUCUGGACACAAUUUGAGAGACAAAAAAGGCAGAUUAAGGAUUACUUUAGAUACCUUAAGUUAUUAUAUUUUAUAUCUCCUUUAUAUCAGAGUAUAUGGUAAGUUUUCAACUGGCUAAGAUCAGAAGUUAAUUUUCUAUGGACUUACCAAUAGGUAGGGUUUAAGAAGGAUAUAUCAGUUCUGUAAGAAAACUCCAUUUCCUCUGCACAUCUUAAUUAUAAUGAGUAAAUCUGCAACCAUAUUGUAUAACUUUCUCCCAUUUUCCUCUUAGCAAUUAUCCUUUUUUUUUUUUUGGGGGGGGGGGACGGUGACUGGGAAUUUAACUCUUGGCUCCCCAAACUUCAUUUCUUCCUUUACAGAUUGCCUUUCUCUGCUUACUCAUAAUUUCCUUUAGACUUUAACUUAGCUACAUCCCUGGUCCUUUUUUAUCUUGAUACAGGAUCUUGCUAAGUUGCUUAAGAUCUCACUAAAUUGCUGAGAUCUACCUUGAACUUGGAUCCUCUUGCCUUAGCCUCCAGCAUCCCUGGGAUUACAGGCAUGCACCACCAAGCUUGGCAGCUAUCAGACUCAGCUUAGCUAAGCAUAGUGGUACACACCUGUAAUCCCAAUGACUCAGCAGUUUAGUCUGUCUCAAAAUAAAAAUAUAAAAUUAAAAAUAAAUUUAAAAAGUGUUGGGAGAUGUAGCUCAUUGGUGGAGCGCUCUUGGUUUAAUUCCUGUUACUACAAAAAGAUCCAGCUUAAAUAUAGCUUAUUACAUAGUCACAGAUCAUAUUAUACUCCUCCUUUCAGAUUUGAAAGCAAAAUGGAAUAAAGUAGUAUACAUUUUCAAAUAAUGUUCUUUACUCUACACAUUGUCACUUUCAAAUUUCUCCAGUACUAUUCAUUCAUUAUGUCUUAAUAUCUACUUCUCAAAUAGUAUCCAUCUGGCUCCUACUGUAUUACACUGCAGCUGCCUUCUCAAAUGAUAAUCAUGCUUCAAUUCCCUAACCCAAUUAUGUCUCUGAUUUGCAUUCUACCUUGUGAUCACUGUAAAGUCCCAUUUGAGAAACUUGCACAACUCUGGAUAUCUUCCUGUUUUUCUGUUAUUUUCACCUCCUUUUCUGUCUUUGCACGUACUUUAUAUAUAUUUCCCUCAAUUUUUGGUCCUCAUCUUUUAUUCUCGCAUAUCAUCUCCCAGGCUGCCUUCAUCAUUUCAAUAAAUUAUUGUUGGCCUCAUAUAGAGCUGCAAGAUCUACAUUUCUAGAUUUAACAAUUCCUAGGCUUGAUUUCUAACUAUUGCCAGACAUUUUCACAUGCCUAUCCCAGUACCAAUCAAAUAUAUAUCCAAGAUCACCUUCCAGACCUACUCCUUAUGUUUCUUUCACGGUUGAUGGUAUCACCAUCUUCUCAAUCACCAAGUAUUCAAAAUCAAGAGUCCAACUUAGGGUUGUCUGACUCCAAGGAACAGAUACUCUAAAGCCCAUUUGAGAAAAAGGGGAUUUAAUGCAAGGACACAACUGUCAAAAUCACUGGCAUCCAGUGGAGGAAAUGAAGCACUGUUGUGACCCCUCCUCAGGCAUGGGACUGCAAAGCCCAAAACCAGGGCCACUCCUUCCUCUCUGGAGCAGUCUCUUGGCUCCCCAAACAUAUAUUAUUUCUUGACAGUCUGAAUUUUAUGGCUCAAAUUCUUGAGAAAGAGUCUGUCCAGGUGUCCGGUCCAGGAACUGUUUCUUAAGGUGUCCAGUAGAUGGGGGUCACAAGUAUAGAAUCGUGUUACAAAUGCAGCUCCAGAAGUCAACUGGGGUUGCUGGGUGAGAUCAUGGGUUAUAAAGCUGGCUAUCUGCCUCUGCUUUAGCAGACAUUGGUAGAGGACUAUUUCAGGUAAAUCAGUGUGGGUACAAUGCUGGACAUUUCUCUCACUCCUGUAUCUAUUCAUUUAAUACUUCUCCAUUCUUCCUAGUUCACUCCUCAGUCAGCUUCGUGCUACUUCCUCCCUUCAGCCAUUUCCUGUUUGUCUAUCCAGGUGGGCAAAGGCCCUUUCUCUAUUUAACACCCACUUACUGCUUAACAUUUCCUUUCUUGCCUUCUGUUACCAUAACACUCAACAUUCUGGCUUAUUUUACUGCUAGUUAUAGUAAGGCUGGCUUUUUCCAUGAUUAUACUUAAGGGUAGAGUUUAUCUUAUUUUUUAUCUUCACACAUUUUGUAUUUGUUCCAACAUUUGAAAUACUAGCCAGAUAUUUUAUCCAAAUCAGAGGAUGUUCACCUCCAGUGUUUACUAUCCCCUUCUCAAAAUUAAAUACGCUAGUUCCAAAAGUUACUAUGUUUACACUGUAAUUACCUGCUUUCUUAAAUACAUCAAACUUUACUUGAAUGAAUGGGGGCAGGGGUUGCAGAGGACAGAAGAGUAGACUAUAUCAUGGUGUCAAGAAAUUACUGCUCCAAUAACUAAAUUUCAAUUAUUAUUCAAAAACAGUGGGUGAAAAUUUAGAAUUUAAAUUUCUUUUUUUUAAAAAAUAUUUUUUGUAGUUGGACACAGUAUCUUUAUUUUAUUUUUAUGUGGUGCUGAGGAUCGAACCCAGGGCCUUGCACAUGCUAGGCAAGUGCUCUACCACUGAGCAACAAACCCAGCCCUAGAAUUUAAAUUUCUUAUUUUACUAUGACUCCUUUUUACAUGAUGGUGUUUCUAGCUAAGAAAUGGCAACUCAAAGUCCCCUAAAAGAUGGAAAAUUAUAUUCAAGAGCUUCUUUUAACUGCUUUCCAAAGGUAGAAAACCAAGAAAUGUUUAGGAUAGUUCCCAGUGUUUGGUAUAUAUCACUUGUGGAGCUUUUCCAGUAUGUAUAUAUUUCCUGGAGAUUGUCUGAUUUAUUAAGUCUAAGGUGAAGUGGGCCUGGAUAUUGCUCUUUCUUAAACUCAUUUCUGAUUAUGAAUUAAAAUGUUACAGGCGCAGGGAGCAUGCCUGUAAUCCCAGUGGCUCAGCAGGCUGAGACAGGAGAAUCAAAAGCCAGCCUCAGCAAUGGCAAGGUGCUAAGUAACUCAGUGAGACCCUGUAUCUAAAUAAAAUACAAAAUAGGGUUGGGGAUGUGGCUCAGUGGUCCAGUACCCUUGAGUUCAAUCCCUAGUAUCAAAAAAACAAAACAAAACAAAACAAAACCUGUCUAUUUUAACCACUUUCAUGUGCACAAUUUCUAUAGGAUUAGAAUAUAGAGAAAAGAUGAAUAAAUAUAGAGAAAAGAUGAUAAAUACUACUACAAUGGAAGUGAUAGACGCUCUGACUUUGGGGAAAAAAAAAGUUUUCUAAAGUGUUUCUACCAAAAUUAUCCUGUGAAAUUAAACAUAAAACAAAUACCAUUUAAAAAUAGCAAAAAAAUCAUUUAUAAAUGAUCUAUGAUUUCCUUUUAUAAAGUUUAAAACCUAGCAAUACAGUAGGAAUCUAGUAUAAAAUUAACUCAUUUAGAAAAUAGUUUCUCAGAAAGAUAUUCAACAUUCUAAAGACAGACUUUCAAAAAAUUCUGUAAUACUUGACUAAUUAAAUCUUUCCUGCAUUGCUUAACAAAUAUAUUUAAAGGGGUUAAUUAAAUGAUUCAUGUGUUAUCAUGAUUACCAGACAAACUAAAAUACAAGCAUAUUAUGAUAAAUAGUAAAAUUAUAAGGGAUACUGUCUUCAAGCUCUCUUGGUCUAUAAUUAGUGAAAAGGAGAGGAUAACAAUGACUCAAGCAAUAUUAAAGUAAAAUUAUUUUAGCUAAGCAGAUGUGAUUUUAAAAAAGCACAACCCCAGCCACUCCAAUUUUACUAAAUAAUACUAAAUAACUUUGUAGGCUAAUUUAUGCAAAGGCAAAAUACUAAUUAUCAUUAUAUUUGAAGAAAUUUGACCAUUCUUGCCCUCACAGAAUUAUGCCAUGGCCAUAGUCAUUUUUUAAAAAGAAAUUUUAUCCAUUAGAAGUUUGGAUUAAUGAAGAUAUAGAUUAAACUAAUCUUUCCAUUUUGGCAAACCUCUUAAAGAGGCUUGAGUGUUUUAAUUUUUUAAAAUUUCUUCACAUUCAAAUUUCCUACUGAAUUUAAGCUAAAACAAAUUGGCUUAACAUUAAACUUUAUAGAUUUUAUUUAAACCCAGUACAUUAACUUAAUACACAUGCAUAAUUAGAUUUUUUUUAACUAAAUGACCAAACAUUAAAUUUGCAUUAUACAAAUGUAGCAUUUUAUACUCUAUUUAAUUAAGUCAUUUCCACUGGUGGCAAUUUAUUGUGAAAAUAAAUUGUGUGUGCUGGGAAAUGGUGAAAAUCUCUCAGUCUACAAAAUUCAAUGUUUUUAUUACAUUCUUCAAUAAGUUCCUAUGACUUGGAUCCCAAAUAAAGAAAAUUAUGAUUAAAGAAAUCAAGAUGAAUGAACACAUUAACUUUAUUAUAUGUGUAGUUUAAAACUCAAAAACAAAUAAGCCACAAUUAAUGCAUGGAAGAAAUGAGAAAUUAUGUCACCAUGAUGUUCUAUCAGCAUUAUGGGAAAUGACUUUGUGAAACAAUAAUAAUUUAAUGUUCAAAGAUCAAGGGUGAAAUAAAUUAAUAUGUGGGAAAAGUGAGAUGGAAAAGAGUGGUAGCAAAUAUGAGGAUAAAUACUGAUUUUUCUCUUGGAAGAUAAAGAACCAAUAUAAAACCAUGACAACAACCCAAAAUUGUGAUUCAACUUAGAAAAUUUAAGAACACAAAGCUUAUAUAAAAUGUUUGAUAAACUGAACUUUUGAUAACCCAAAAUGUUAACUGUAAUUUUCCUUUUAUGAAGUGCUGUGGACAGCCAGUGCCUCAAGUUUGCUAGGCGAAUUUCUUGAAUCUUUAUGCAAUAUAAUGUAUCAAAUUUAGAAGCAAAGUGAUUUCUAGUUUACGCUAUUUGUGUCCAGAAAAUUCUUUUUAGAAUAUUUGUUUUAAAAAGUGUAUAAUAGUCAUGAGAGGCUUAUCAAAAAUUUUCAAAACUCAGUAUAUAUUCCUCAUUUCCAAUCCAAAAACUCAAUAAGAUAUAAACUGAAUCAAAUUCCAAAACUGUCUUUUGACUAGAUUAAAAACACCAAAUGUCUAUUUAAAAUACAUUUUGAAAAUAUAGUCUCCAAUAAAUCAAAAACACCGACUCAACUGACCAUUGGUUUAGAACCCAGAAUAUUGAGUUCUAAAUGACAAAAAUUUUUAUAGUUUCCUAGUUUUUAAGAAAAACAAUGCUUUUGGUUUCAUUAGAGAAGUUACCUCUAAUGGAACAUAUAAUUAUAAAAACAGCACAGCUCUUACUCAGUAACUAAAUUUUCAUAGGUGGAAAUAUGAAAAAUUUUUCCACCAUAGUUUAUGGUUUGAUCUAUGGAGCUUACAACACUUUAGGACUGAUACUAGCAUGGAUUUUGUUUAAAUUUUGAGCGGGAAUGGGGCAGGGGAAGAUUAGAAAAUCCCACAGGUCAAAACAGAAGCACUACAAACUGACAGAUUCUACUUCAAUAAAUGAAGGCAACUCUAAAAUUCAAAUAAAAAUGGAAUUAAGGAGGCUCUAACUUAAAAGAGAAUAAAACUAAUCCACCCACCCAAGAUAGUGCUACCAUAGAAUUAAUUCAUUCCUUAAAAAGCUGUGUAUAUAGUCUAGACAUAAAAGCCCCCAAACAAAACAAGCACUGCAGUUAUGAAUGCAGCAUCAGGUGCUUUUACUUCGGUGAAUGAAAAGAAUGGUCACAAUUCAAAUGAAUGAGAAUUUAAUAUGAAUAUAUGCACCUUACCAGAGAUGUUUAUGCUUACUACCACAGAUGUCUUAGCAAUUCCACAUUCCUCACAAAGUCAGUACAAUUGUUGUAAAAAAAUCAACUGUGGUUCUGAAUAUCCAUUCACAGUUGACCUCAACAAUGUAUCUGAUGUAGGAGACUGAUUAUCUGUGACAGGCAGAAGCAUGUGGUGGUCCUCAGUCCCAAGGGGAAGACUUAAUGGUAGAGUCAUAUCAGAAGGCU